GACCCCCAGCCUCAUCAUGCAUAUCAGCCAGGUCACGUACAGAAUGUCCCUCGUUGAUAUGUAUAUCCAUAACUCUUUAAUAUUUUAGCGAUAGAUACUGGCUAACAUUUUGAAAGGCAUACACAGAAUGGUGACACGUACAAGAGGUUGGACACACAUUGAUCACGGUGCCUACCCAUAUAUUGGCAAGGAUUGUUCUACUUUGUGUAGAAAUGACGGCAUACAACCCAUGGUGGGAUGUUGAUCUCCAUGGUAGAUGGUGCUACGGGUAGGUCAGGGUACUGCUAUGCUCCGGCAGAAACCAAGUGAGACACUUGGGCUUGUUUUUGUUUGUUUGCUGAGUAAGGUCACUGCGCGCGGAGACUUCCUUUUUCUAUUUGUGCCGCAAGGUUUUAACCAGUCUCUCCGAAACGACGUCAGAUUUCAACGAGUUCUGUUCUCACUCUGCGUUCUUUUCUUGCUAAACCUAACACCUCUCCGCGCCUCUUGUGUUGCUCUUAAAGUAUCUUCUUCGUUCCUUGGAUUAACGUGCUCAACGAUUUAUUCAAUUUCUUACACAGCGACGCAAAUGCUGGCAGUCGUGUCAUCUUCUCCGCCCCAGAAUGUUACUCCGCAUCAUCCUAAUGGAGCGAGCACACAGGAGAAGCGGGGAAAGCGAUUCUUACGGCGACGGGGAAGAGGAAGAGGAGAACUCAGCGAUGAUGAGGUUGAGCGCGAAGCGCUUACAGAUUCUGACUUCUCCAGCGAAGCUACUGAAUCUGCACAUGAGACCGAUGAGGAGGAUGAGAAGGGGCCGUCUCACACCUCUCCCUUGUCCGGAGAUGUUUCUGGUCCUAAGGAUCGAUCUGUCCGUUCCACAGCUCCUUCGCCGCCCUCUGUCAGUGCUCGACUGAAUGGCCACAGCACUCUCAUCCCUCCCACAACCGACAUCUGGUCUGGGGUGGCAUCGGGAGGCAUACAUGCCGUUGAUAUGCCUACCAUACAAUUUGACCAAAUGGAUGCUCAAGUCGGAGGCCCGUCCACAGAGGAAACAAAGGCGCCGCCAAAACGCAAAAACCGGAGAAAAGAUGUAAAAACGAAAAUAGCGAAAUCGGCAACGGCGCCUGCGGAUCCAAUAGCAGUCGAAUCUCCCAUUGAUGCACCCACUGAGGUUGCCACCGUUUCCGUGACUGUGGCGCCUACACCACGACCACCAAAAGUAAAUGCGCGCCAGGCUUACUUAGAGCGUUUAUCCAAUGACCCAUCUUUCGUUCCUCGCGUCGGUGCUUUUUGGGGUCAUGAUGAACGGUUAAUGGACAAGGACUUGCGGAGCAUGAGCGGUUGGUGGCGAGGCCGUUGGCAAGGACGUGGAAGAGGUGGUUUCGGUUUACGAGGCCGUGGUCGAGGCCGUGGCGGCAAUUCGAGCACACGACUUGGCAACGGCGAAACAGGUGACGCAGCGGAUGGGGACACGAGUGGUCAAACUGGUUCAGCUCAUAUCCCGCCUGUCGAACAGUCUUGGAAACAUGACGGCUUCGAGGAGCUCGAUAGAGACGAGAGGCGCUCAGGGCGCCAUCGCUUUAAUUCAUCAAGAGCAUCACGCCAGGGAUCCGGGAGAGGUCGUAGUCGUGCUGUGGCCGAUGCGCCACCAACCACAGAAGAAGCACCAACCAACUCUGGCAGGUCCCGCUCGCCAAAUUUAUCAAAGCUCUCGCCGCUCAAACGUUCGAAACCGGAGCGUGCCUGGACAAAACCCUUGGACAAAACUCUUGUCACUGGAUUGCAAUCCAAGUCAAAUGGUGGAUCAUCCCCAACUGAUGUUCGCAUCAAACUUUCGAAUACAGGAGAGCCCCGGAAUGUCCCAUUGCUACAGCCUCUACACAAUCGCCCGCAUUCCCAACUCGCCGACCCUAUUGAUGGUCGUAGCGAGGUCAGUGUUUCGGAAAAACCUGCUGUCGUCCGAUUACCUGGGAAGCGUGUUCCGGACUCUUCCGAGCCGAAGGAACCAGAGCCACAGGGCACUCCAUUACGAACCCAGGACACAGCCGAACCAGAACCCGCCAUCACGAAAACUUCCACACCCCCACCCGAUGCCACCAAACAACCCCACACCACUUUGGAUAUCGAAGCGAAACCUAACCCAGAGACACCUCCCAGACCGAACGGUCCAGAUACCUGGUCUGCUGCCGAUCCACAGGAGCCCGAGCCACAUCCAGUCAGCCCGGCGCCUGGUUCCGAUAAGCCCGUUCACGCAGAGAACCAUGAUACUGCACCCCCUUCGCCGCCCACUGAAGUACCACCAUCACAUUCUUAUCCUGAAUCUCGUUAUUCCCCUUACCUCCCCCUCCCUGCAGGCGUCGCUAUUAGUGAAAACGGCGUGUUGUACGAGAUUGCAACUGGACGUCCUGUCAUUCUAACACCUCCACCGCAGCCCAUUUAUGAUCCCCGAUCCGCUCCUUUCUAUGCACCCCACCCGCAUCCCUAUCGUCGUCACUCUCAUUCCCUCACCGCAGAUUUCGUUCCCCCCGUGAGCACACCGCCCAUUCCGCCGGGUGUGCAUUCUGGGCAUUUCGGUUACUCUGGUUACGAUUCGCCUCAGUAUCCUCCCUAUGCUGUCGAUGGCCCACGUGAAGCUACGCCUCCUUUCAAUUCUCGAAGACAGUCUCGUGCAGUGGAAAUCCGCGCACCUAGUCGGGCUCCAGAUACGAAUGGCAAAGUCCUAUUGCGCCCUUCGAACCUGCGAUCUUCCGUCAGUGCCGACACCCAACCAGAGGCUUCCGAGGAUGCGAUACCCGUAUAUCAGCCCGAUGUCCAGAUGAUGCAGCCAUACCCUGGUGCCCCUUUCUACCCGGUAGCCUAUCCAGCAUAUACACCCAUGCAUCAAUAUACGCCCGAUGGGCAACCUUACGGUUACUACACACAUGAGAUGCCGUACCCUGGGUAUGCUGUUCCUGGGCAAAUGGACGGUGGAGUCGGUUACGGGUACGAACAAUACCCCACUAGGGUAUACGCCCCUCCCGAAGGUCAGGGCGUUUACUAUUAGAUCUUCCUACCUGGUAAUCAGCGGCGUCUCCUUGUGCCUUCCUCUUUUAAACAGCCCCUGCUUCCCGAACUAGCUUUUUUGCAUUGACCUAUUCU
Molecule: messenger RNA, 3117 nt
Organism: Cantharellus anzutake
Lineage: Eukaryota; Fungi; Basidiomycota; Agaricomycetes; Cantharellales; Hydnaceae
Exons: 2
Coding region: 257-3022 (921 amino acids)
Biological process (GO): mRNA processing
Cellular component (GO): exon-exon junction complex
Molecular function (GO): mRNA binding
Source: RefSeq, a predicted model, not a curated record